AUGCCUGUUACCCCACCCAUCGAGUUGGCCAUCGCAGCCCUGCGGGACAAGACGCUUUCCGCCAAAGCCCUCGCCUUCAAGAUUGUUGUUCAGUGCCGCAGGGCAGUGCAGCUCACCACAGCGGAUGCGGUCACGAGCGGGCGCGCGGAAGGCGGGGACACACCGGGAUUGGAAGGGUACUUGUGGAGCAUCUGGGGCUGGCUCACCGAAGUCGCGAUGAGGGAUCCCUCGCGGCACGACUUCUUCGCAGGCGUGCUUGCCGCGGUCAAGGCGAAGUACAACCAAGACACCGACUGGGUUAUCUGGGGGCAACCAUUCGACUGGGCGAACCUGCCGCUCUGGGGCCCGACCGUCGCCGAGACCAUGAAUUGCGGCCUGAUCCCGAUCCACGACGAGGAAGGAGUGGUGGUGUUGAUUCAGCCAUAUGAUGAGAAACUGGGCCAAUCCAUCCUCGCGGGUGACCCUGCUCCGGAUACGCCGGAGGGGUGGGGGUGGGCCCGCGCCCGCACGAGAUGGCUCAAUUACAACGCGUUUCGCGCACGCCUUUGGGAUCUGGCCGUCGACGAGGAUCCGCACUGGGCGAUGGUGAUGGUCGCUAGGUACCUAGAACCGCUCUCGCUCCCAAAGGAUGUCUGGCGGUCCAAGCCCGGCGAUGCCACGUUUCCGCGUGAGCUGGGGAUGGAAACAGGCAUGACAUGGUUGCGGGUCGCGGGCGCACGGAUGUUUAUGUGCCGCGAGGUCUGGGGUCGCGACUCGAUUGCGGCCACCGGCGUGGGAGGCAGCCGGGGAACGUGGAAGAGCGUGUCUGGGUAUCACCCUGACCGGUGGACGCAUUGGAAGGACAUCCUUCAGGCUCUUGUCGGGGGCGAGAAGGGCGAGUGGCGCACGAAUGUGAUAGAAGCGGCCAAGUCGACGUUGGAUGCCAUGGAGAAAGCAGAGGUUGAGGCUCGCGGCCUGCAAAGUUGA
This is a messenger RNA of Trametes versicolor FP-101664 SS1, 966 nucleotides long. RefSeq lists its product as uncharacterized. The transcript has 3 exons. The coding region runs from base 1 to 966 and encodes 321 amino acids. Lineage: Eukaryota; Fungi; Basidiomycota; Agaricomycetes; Polyporales; Polyporaceae. The record is from RefSeq and is a predicted model, not a curated record.